Messenger RNA from Eufriesea mexicana, 1068 nucleotides. Its product is annotated as ubiquitin-like protein 7. The transcript is spliced from 4 exons. NCBI's taxonomy places the organism in Eukaryota, Metazoa, Arthropoda, Insecta, Hymenoptera, Apidae. Gene Ontology annotation, biological process: ubiquitin-dependent protein catabolic process. The record is from RefSeq and is a predicted model, not a curated record. Bases 3 to 1046 code for a protein of 347 amino acids. Gene Ontology annotation, cellular component: cytosol. Gene Ontology annotation, molecular function: polyubiquitin modification-dependent protein binding.
UAAUGAGCUCAGAAUUAAUUUUAAGUGUACGUUUAGAUCCUCAAACAGUAUCAACAAUUAAAUUAAGCGAUAUUAAUUUCAAAACAAAGGUAGAAGAACUGAAACAUGAGGUAGCUGGAAGGGUUAACCUAACAAAAGAAUCAUUUGAAUUGAUUUAUUGUGGGUGCGUCCUAGAGGAUGAUAUGACUUUAGAAUCUUAUGGUUUAAAAGGUGGUGCAAUGGUACACGUUUUAAGAAAAAGGGAAUCAGAAAUGUUAUCAUUUCCUAAAGAUAUAUCAGAAGAUAGAAUAUUGCAGCUUGUAUCUGCAUUUAAAUCUUUUAAGAAAAAUCCUGGUCUCCGAAGUGCAUUAUAUCGUAUAGGUAAAAAACCAGAAGUUUUGAACAAUAUCAUCUCAUCUUCUCCUGGAUUACAUGAAGAUACUGUAGCAAUUGCAAUUUUACAGGACCCUGAUUUAAUGUCAUAUUUUACAGAUGUAGAAACUGUUCGAAGAUUCGCAGAAGCACAUCCAGUUUUGGUAGAAGCUGCCCAAAAUAUAGCUGCAGCUGUUCAUGCUGAAGCACAUAAUAAUGUAACUGUUGGCUCCAAUUCUUCAUUAGCUAAUUCACAACCUACUGUCUAUUCUUAUAGUUUAGACAAUUUAAGUGGUGAUGAAGAAAUGGCAGGAGAUUCUUCUCAAUCUUCAGAUUCUACACAACCAUCAAAUUUAUCUUCUAAUCCAACAAAUUCUGCAGUUACUGUUGCACAACUUGCAGCAGCAGUUUCUAGAGCAACAGCUGAAAGUUUUCCUUUUUUAAAUUCUACUUCUUCCACUUCAACUGGUAGCACGAAUUCUGGAAUAAUAACUACAGAAAUGUUUACACAAGCUAUGCAGCAAGUUCAUACACCACCAGUUUUACCACGAUCCUCGGAUUUACAACAAAUGUUAGCGCAAAUGCAUGAAUUAGGACUACAAAAUGAUACACUGAAUCUUCGAGCAUUACAUCUUACAAAUCAUGAUGUACAAGCAGCGAUUGAUCUUGUGUUUAGUGGUUUUAGCAAUAAUUAAGUUGGGUAAAUUGGAGUCUACA